AUGCAUUGCCAGACGAUUGCUACUGAGUAUUACCAGAGUAUGCAGGCCCUAAUAUUUGCGGUGGAAGAGAUAAAUGGAGAUCACGAGCUUCUUCCCAACAUCACCUUGGGCUUCCAGAUUUUUGACAAAUGCACCACCCUAAGGCGCUCAGCACAAGGAGCUCUUUGUAUGCUCUCGGGUGGGAACAAAAUAACACCAAAUUAUCGCUGCCACAAUGGGGCGCCUCUUGCUGGUGUCAUUGGCGACUCUGGUUCCACACAUUCCAUUCUUAUGGCAGAAAUAUUAGGGCUUUACAGAUAUCCACAGAUCAGUUAUUUGUCAACCAACCCUAUUCUUAGUGAUCGGAACCUGUUUCCUUCCUUCUUCCGUACAAUCCCUAGUGAUGAGUUUCAAAUGAGGGGUCUGGCUCAGCUGGUGUCUUAUUUCGAUUGGUCUUGGGUUGGAUUCAUAGCUGAUGAUGAUGACUAUGGACAGUUUGGACUUCAGAUGGCGAAACAGGAAAUAAUAAACGCUGGAGCUUGUGUUGCUUUUGCUGAGAACAUCUUGAUUGGUCAACCCAACAGGAAUGCUCCACGACUUGUCCAGGUCGUAAGAGAGUCAUCUGUAAAAGUUGUGGUUGUGAUUGCAUCUGAUCAUAACUUUGUCAUUGUGGUGGAAGAGCUACUGAGGGAGAACGUGACGGAUAAAAUUUGGGUUGCCAGUGAAGGUUGGGCAACCUCGGCUCUACUCUCUCAAAAAAAAUUCCAAGUGGUUUUGGUGGGCACCAUUGGUUUUGCCAUUCAUGGUGCGAAAAUGCCAGAAUUUACCAAAUACUUCCAAAGACUUCAUCCGUUUCAAGAUUUUUACGACCCAUUCAUAGAAGAAUUUUGGGGACAAACAUUCUCAUGUAUUUUACUCAACCAGGGCAAUCCUGUUCAACUCAGCAGCAAUUCUACAAUCCAGACAUCUCAGAAAUCCCUGCUCAACGUAUUCGAUAAUAAGAGUUUUUGUGCAAGGCAAGGAAAACCUGAAAGAGCUUCUUGGUUGUACAUUAGAGAUGUUCCUCAAAGCCAACUGGUUUACCUUCUCCAUGGCAUGGAUUUUGUGUUUGCUACAGAGUAUUAUCAGUGUAUGCGUGCUCUUAUAUUUGCUGUAGAAGAGAUUAAUGCAGAUCCUGAUCUCCUUCCAAAUGUGACUUUGGGCUACCAGAUUUUGGACAAAUGCAUUACUUUGCAGCUAACGACCCAAACUGCUCUCUGGAUGCUAUCUGGUGGGCAAGAGAUGACACCCAAUUAUCACUGUGGCCAAGGGCCACCUCUUGCUGGUAUCAUUGGUGACUCUGCUUCCACACAUUCUAUGCUUAUGGCCCAGAUCUUGGGACUCUACCGAUACCCACAGAUCAGUUAUUUGUCAACCAACCCUAUCCUCAGCGACCGCAACCUUUUCCCGUCAUUUUUUCGUACUAUACCAAGUGAUGAAUAUCAAAUGAUAGGUCUUGGUCAGUUGAUAUCUCACUUUGGUUGGACUUGGGUUGGUCUCCUGGCCAAUGACGAUGACUAUGGUCAGUUUGGAAUGCAGAUGGCCAAACAAGAGAUAGUUAGUCUUGGAGGGUGUGUGGCUUUUUCAGAAAAUAUAGUGAUGGGUCAACCCAAUAAGAAUGCUCCACACAUCGCCCGGGUCAUUAAAGAGUCAACUGCCAAGGUUGUGGUUGUCAUAGCAACGGAUCCUAACUUUGUGAUUGUGGUAGAAGAGCUGUUGAGGCAGAAUGUGACUGGAAUCGUAUGGGUUGCCAGUGAAGGUUGGGCAAACUCCGCUCUACUCCACUACGUUAAAAAUGUGAACUUCAAGACCAAAGAAGGAAGCCAAGUCUUUUUUGAUGCAAAAGGGAACCCUCCAACCAUCUAUGAUAUUGUGAAUUGGCAAGAGAGUGCCAAGGGCGCCCUGGAACAGGUUGGAAUUGGGACUUACGACUUGAGCACUCCAGAUGGGAAGGCCAUGAAAGUGAAUAGUGGUGACAUUAUAUGGACCAAUAAUGAAACUCAGGUUCCUAUUUCUAAGUGCAGCCCGAAUUGUCAAACAGGAUACAGAAAAUUGAUUGUACCAGGAAAGCCAAUCUGCUGCUAUGAGUGUGCCCGGUGUCCACAGGGACAUUUUUCAAACCAAACAGAUGCUGCGGAAUGUCAUCCAUGUUCCUGGGACACGUGGCCCAAUCUACAGCAGGACAGAUGCCUACCAAGGCCUACAGAGUUCCUCUCUUUUCAAGAGCCACUGGGUUACAGCUUAGCAGUUGCAGCUAUCUUCUCUUCUCUGUCUCCACUUACUGUUUUGGGGGUUUUUAUUCAUUAUAAAAAUACUGCAAUAAUCCGAGCCAACAACUACUCCCUUAGCUGCCUUCUCCUGCUUUCCCUGUUCCUCUGUUUCCUUUGCUCUUUAGGGUUCAUUGGUUACCCACAACCUGAAAAGUGCCUUCUGCGCCAGGUGGCAUUUGGGAUGGUUUUUGCCCUCUGCAUCUCCUGUGUUCUGGCCAAAACCAUCACUGUUGUCAUUGCCUUUAAUGCAACCAAACCCGGCAGCAGGUUAAGAAAGUGGACAGGGAUAAAGGUCUCCUACUGUGUCAUUAUCUUUUGUGUCUUUAUUCAGUUAUGGAUUUGCAUACUGUGGCUGUUAUUUUUUCCUCCUUUCCAUGAACUUGAUUUAGAUACCAAACCAGGAUUUAUCAUAGUUACUUGCAAUGAAGGGUCACCCACUGCUUUCUGGUGCAUGCUGGGAUACCUUGGCCUCUUGGCCUCCAUCAGUUUCAUUGUUGCCUUCCUGGCCAGACGCCUCCCUGACAGUUUCAAUGAAGCCAAAUUGAUCACAUUCAGUAUGUUGGCUUUCCUCAGUGUGUGGGUGUCCUUUAUCCCAGCCUAUCUCAGUGCCCGGGGCAUGUAUACUGUGGCAAUGGAGGUCUUUGCCAUCCUGUCUUCCAGUUGGGCUCUGGUGGGCUGUAUCUUUGUGCCAAAAUGUUUCAUUGUAUUGUUCAGACCCCACAUGAACUCAAGAGAUUAUCUUAUGGGAAAAGGAAGGAAUCUAAAGUAA
This is a messenger RNA of Xenopus tropicalis (tropical clawed frog), 3057 nucleotides long. RefSeq lists its product as uncharacterized. Gene Ontology annotation, cellular component: cell periphery; plasma membrane; membrane. Gene Ontology annotation, molecular function: G protein-coupled receptor activity. The record is from RefSeq and is a predicted model, not a curated record. The transcript is spliced from 9 exons. Gene Ontology annotation, biological process: G protein-coupled receptor signaling pathway. The coding region runs from base 1 to 3057 and encodes 1018 amino acids. Lineage: Eukaryota; Metazoa; Chordata; Amphibia; Anura; Pipidae.